CAACCACUGGGACUCUUCUGCUGUCCCAGGGCGGGGAGGAAGGGCCCGGGACAAGGUGCUGGAGGGAAUAUCCCCCUGGAUUUUAUAUUCCUUCACUGGUGUGCUUGAAACGCCUAAGCUCCCACAAGACCUUUUGGGUGGCUGCCACUGGCCAGCAGCCUGUCUCUCUGCCCACCCCAAAGGCUGCUCUGCUCCUAAUCAUAUCUGUAGUUAUGGGUGUGGCCGGGCGGUUCUUCAAGUUCUUUAGGCAGAUUUGGCAAAGGAUGGCCUGUUGGGUUGGCUUCUGGAAAUGCCAAAUGAAGCAGGCCAUCUUGAAACACUCUGGCUCUAAGAAACAUACGUUGAAGGGGGUGGGGAAGACUCCCCCACAGCUGGAGAUUUGCAAGUUGACCAAGUCCCCUGGAGAAGCUAAGCUCCCCAGGGAGCAGCAGUCCUCUGGAGUGUCUGAGCCCUCUGUGCUGGCCAGUUCCACAGACAGGACCCGGAUUGGGUUGAGCCACAAGAGCCGCUCUUUGCUGCGGGUGCCCCGGACGGCCGUGCGGUCAGCUUCCAUGAUCAUGCUCUCUGCCCUGCAGUCCAGCUGGCAAAUGUGCUGGUGGAAGCCAUCUGCCAGCUCUGCCUCCAUUUCCUCCCAGUUGAGGACCUCGUCCCCUCUGGACACGCCCGAGGCCGAGCUGCUGCGAGAGGUGUACCUGGUGCUGUGGGCCAUUCGGAAGCAACUUCGGCACCUGGCCCGCCGACAGGAGAGACACAGAAGCCACCACCACGUCAGGACCUACUCCUCUGCCUUGGCCGAACCAGUGCUAGAACUGAAGAAGGAUGCUAGAAGUCCCCUGUAAGGGUCCCCCUCCUCAACGUAGCAAAAUAAACAGUAUUAAAGGGCUGGGGGUGGAGCCCAGUGCAAAGAUCCUGGGUUUGAUUCCCAGCAUUGCUCCCUCGCCCCUGUGUGCCAAAAACUAUUUACAGUGGUUUGU
This is a messenger RNA of Chinchilla lanigera (long-tailed chinchilla), 974 nucleotides long. RefSeq names its product chromosome unknown open reading frame, human C7orf61 (gene Spacdr). Lineage: Eukaryota; Metazoa; Chordata; Mammalia; Rodentia; Chinchillidae. The record is from RefSeq and is a predicted model, not a curated record. The transcript is spliced from 3 exons. The coding region runs from base 213 to 839 and encodes 208 amino acids.